Molecule: messenger RNA, 1125 nt
Organism: Fulvia fulva
Lineage: Eukaryota; Fungi; Ascomycota; Dothideomycetes; Mycosphaerellales; Mycosphaerellaceae
Product: RNA exonuclease 4
Exons: 1
Coding region: 1-1125 (374 amino acids)
Biological process (GO): rRNA processing; ribosomal large subunit assembly
Cellular component (GO): nucleus
Molecular function (GO): 3'-5' exonuclease activity; nucleic acid binding
Source: RefSeq, a predicted model, not a curated record
AUGGCUGGCCCAGCUCUGGCGUCGCUGUCGAGCAACUGGAAGGAACUGCAGAAGACGUUGAAAAGCGACCCGAAGGAGGAGGCACCCAGCAAUGCCGUGAAGCGCAAGAGACCAGCACCCGCUACAGCACAUCCCUUCAAGGAGACCAGGCUCUCCGACUCGUCCAACUCGGAGAAGCUGGGCAAGAGGCGCAAGAUGGGCGGAUAUCUUUCUCCUCCCUCCACCGCCACGAAAGCCUCGAAGCUGAUCGACGACCACGACAUCGACCCCUCAGCAGCAGCAGCAGCAGCAGCAGCAUACGGCCCACGAGCCAGCAGCGAUGGCAUACGCCGCGCCUCCGACGACAUCAACGGAGGCCUCCACAAAACACACAAGCUCGGCAAAUACGUCGCCCUCGACUGCGAAAUGGUCGGCACCGGCCCACCACCACACGCCGACAACCUCCUCGCCCGAGCCUCACUCGUCAACUUCCACAACGAGCAAAUCUACGACUCCUACGUCCAACCUCCCCCGGGCCUCCGCGUCGAAGACUACCGCACCCACGUCUCUGGCAUAAAACCCCACCACAUGAAAGCACCCUACGCGCGACCCUUCGCUGAAGUGCAGCGAGAAGUGAGCAAGCUGUUAGAUGGGAGGAUCCUGGUCGGACAUGCUCUGAAGAAUGAUUUGCAAUCGUUGAUGCUGACCCAUCCGAAGCGAGAUCUGCGAGAUACUGCGCGACACCCGCAGUAUAGGAUUGAGAGCAAAGGGAAGCCGCCUGCGUUGCGGAAUCUGACCGAGUCGGAGCUGGGCAUUGAGAUUCAGACGGGGGAGCAUAGUUCGAUUGAGGAUGCGAGGGCGGCGAUGAUGUUAUUUCAGAAGGACAAGGAUGGCUUUGAGGCGGAGAAUAGAAAGCAUUUUGGGCAGAAGAGGCCGCUAGGGAAGGCGGGUGGGAAGGCCAAGUCACCGAGUCCGGAGGAUGAUAGUGCAGUGGAAGAGGAGGACGAGGACGAGCAUGACCUCGACUUGCUGGAUGGCGAGGAUGGCGAUGGGCUGGAAGCGUCUGUGACUGGUGAUGCACUAGGUGGAGGUGCUGCUAGGAAGAAGAAGUCAAAGAAGAAGAAGAAGCGGACGAAGAGGAAGUAG